Messenger RNA from Penicillium canariense, 2079 nucleotides. RefSeq names its product putative nuclear localization protein. The record is from RefSeq and is a predicted model, not a curated record. The transcript has 3 exons. Bases 1 to 2079 code for a protein of 692 amino acids. Lineage: Eukaryota; Fungi; Ascomycota; Eurotiomycetes; Eurotiales; Aspergillaceae. Gene Ontology annotation, cellular component: nucleus. Gene Ontology annotation, molecular function: chromatin DNA binding.
AUGUAUGGCACGCCUCGCUCCCACUCGACGAUGAAUGGACUGGGAGGCGAGGUCGUUGAUGGUUCCGGGACCAUCGAUCCGGCAAAUCUGAGCAACUCGGUCUCUGCUAUGCCGGCACCGUCCCCUGCUGAGCCAAGUCCCCGUGGUGUCAAGCGUAGUCGCACUCCAGAUCACGCUGGGAAUGGUCAUACAGAAGGAGAUCAGGAUGAUGAGGAUCAAGGUCGUCGCAAGCGUGGUCGUCCCCCCAAGACGCCUCGGGCCAGCUCCAACGACCAUCCAGCCGCGGGUACCCCGGUUCAAACGCCCCAAAUGCAACCCCGGCCCCUUCCUCACCAGGCUGCCGGGUCACCGCCGCUUGCAUCGCCUCCCGACAAAGCCACUCCGACAAAGACGCUAGUCAAGGCGCUUCCGACCGUCAGGGAUCAUACAUCGGAUCAGCUGAACGAUGAGGGCGAUGAGUACAUCCCCAAGGAAUUUGACGAUGCGGGGGAGACAAAGGUGGAUGCUAUGGGAUAUCCGCUUGGCGGUCGUGAAUACAAAUGCCGGACUUUCCGUGUACCCAACCGAGGCACCAAGCUCUUCAUGCUAGCGACAGAGUGUGCGCGAGUAUUGAAUUAUCGGGAUUCAUACCUACUAUUCAACAAGAACCGCUCUUUGCACAAGAUUAUUGCUUCUCAGAUUGAGAAGGACGACCUGAUUGCGCAAGACAUUCUUCCGUACUCCUAUCGGUCUCGUCAAAUCGCCAUCGUUUCCGCCAGAUCCAUGUUCCGCCAGUUCGGGAGUCGUGUGAUCGUGAACGGUCGACGGGUUCGGGAUGAUUAUUGGGAAAGCAAGGCCAGGAAACAGGGCUUCACUGAGGAAGACAUGGCCGGUGAGAAACGCCCUGGGGCCACCAAGGCUCGAGAACCUCCGGUAGAGGCUCAGACUUCCACUUUGUUGCCGCUUCCCCACAACGAUGUCAUCUUCAGCAAUACGAUCGAGCCUCUACCGCCUGGCCUGUCUCUGGAUGUUACAAACUCUACUUCGUUGGCCCAGCUCCCGAUGAUUCAUAUGGCAACAACCGACGACCCUCGGCUGCGAGACUACAAUUCUAUGCCGCGCUCACGCCAGGAACUGACCGGCCAACCGUACCAGGACAACACGCGAACUAGUUCCGGCGCGGAGAUCAUUCACCAGGCCCAGACUGCGGCUGAUUUCAACAAGCUUUUAAGUUCUCAGCGAAGCUUCCGUCUGAAGGGCUUGGAUGAAUUCUACGCGAAGCCCCGUGAGGCUCCUGAAUCUGAGGGCCAGGCAACCACUGCCCUUGAUUCUGGCUUGUCUGUAUCGCAGCCCAUUCAGGCUGCCCAAAUACCACCGGCGGGGAUGGCAAACUCUACCCACGGUCAACAUAUGAUUCCUCCUCAAGCGAUGGUUCCUGGUCAGCAAGCUUUUCCCCAGCAGCCGCAUCAGCAACCGAUCGCGCAGUCCCCCGUCCGGGGUAUUCCCGCAGGCAUGCCACCCAACCUGAUGCACCAGCGAUCCAACCCUUCCAUGUCGGCUGGUCUGCCGCAGGGUGCCUACGCAUAUCCCUCUCAGCAGCCGCAACAGAUGUGGGGUCAACCACCACCGCAACCCCAACCCUCACCACUGUCCUCUUCGGGUCCGCAAGGGGUGGGGAUACCUCAAUACGGUCAGCAAAUGCCAGCAGGUCCGCAACAGGCACCGUCGCCGCUUCACCAUGGCCAGCAGCCUCAACAGUCCCCUCGCAACCAACACCGCCCCUCGGUGUCCCAAAUGCCCCAGCAGUUCCAGCAGAUGCAGCACCCGCAAAUGCAGCAGCAAAUGCAACAGCAAAUGCAAUAUGCAGCUGCUGGUUCUCCAGCCGGUUAUCCUACCAUGGCGCGGGCGAUGUACCCCUCCACGCAGGGUCCUGGCGGUCAAGCCUUCAUGACCGGCAAUCCCCAGCAAGCAGGUAUGGCAAUGAACAUGGGUGCAGGUGGUAUGCCUGGCUGGCCUGCUGGGGCGGGUGCGCCCAUGCAACCCGGUCAACCCCAGCCGGGUCAGUCCGGCAGCCCACUAGGAGGAUGGUCAGGCUACUAG